AUGGCGAGCCCGAAAAUAGGUGCAUGGAUUCACGAAGCUUUCCAAGAACCAGGAGGCUUGAACACUUUCAUAAAAUCCCAGCAUGUUAUACAGAUACACAGGGCAGUUCUAAACCCCCCAGAACGAUCGGUCCAGCCUACCGAGUUAUCCCUGUUACUAGUCACGAUUACAUGGGGAGCUCUACUCGACACAGAGUUUAACAGCUCUGUUAAGGCUAAUCUAGCCACUGCUGUUGAGGAUAUGACGAAACUUCUAUUCAGAUACACUGACAGUGCGGAUAAGUUCCUGGCGCUUGUUGCUAUGGUGAGUACAUAA
Pyrenophora tritici-repentis Pt-1C-BFP is the source of this 315-nucleotide messenger RNA. Lineage: Eukaryota; Fungi; Ascomycota; Dothideomycetes; Pleosporales; Pleosporaceae. The record is from RefSeq and is a predicted model, not a curated record.